AUGCUUAUCCCUGGACAGACCCUGCCGCUGCAGCUCUUCAGACUGCAGGAGGUCAUCAUGAUGCGCAACAUCAUCCAGAGAGACCGCACAUUUGCUGUGCUCGCACACAGGUAUAGAGUGAAGGAUGGGAAGAAUGGGCUCUUGACAGGCAAGGUGCAUGCAGAGUUUGGGACGACAGCUGAAAUCUAUGCUUAUCGGGAGGGGCAGGAGUACGGCAUCGAGACUGUCAAAGUGAAGGUAGUCGGACGGCAGCGGUUCAAGGUCCAUGGGAUCAGAACUCAGGCAGAUGGUACCUCCGUGGACCCCCUGCAGUACCUCCGUGGACCCCCUGCAGUACCUCCGUGGACCCCGAGGAAGUUCCACUGGGCCAACAUGACAUCGUGGCCUCCCUGGGUCUACGCCCUCUAUGACUCUGAGACUCUGAUGAACAGAGUGAAGAGACAGCUCCAUGAGUGGGACGAGAACCUCAAGGAUGAUUCCCUCCCCACAAACACUAUAGAUUUCUCCUACAGAGUGGCAGCCUGUUUGCCCAUAGACGUUGCCCUCCGGCUCCAGCUGCUGAAGAUAGGCAGUGCCAUCCAGAGGCUGUGCUGUGAGCUGGACAUAAUG
Messenger RNA from Oncorhynchus masou masou (cherry salmon), 609 nucleotides. RefSeq names its product protein cereblon-like. The annotation marks the transcript as partial. The record is from RefSeq and is a predicted model, not a curated record. The transcript has 7 exons. NCBI's taxonomy places the organism in Eukaryota, Metazoa, Chordata, Actinopteri, Salmoniformes, Salmonidae.